Messenger RNA from Ilyonectria robusta, 1856 nucleotides. RefSeq lists its product as uncharacterized. NCBI's taxonomy places the organism in Eukaryota, Fungi, Ascomycota, Sordariomycetes, Hypocreales, Nectriaceae. The annotation marks the transcript as partial. The record is from RefSeq and is a predicted model, not a curated record. The transcript is spliced from 4 exons.
AACCUCAACCCAUUGUCCGUUGUCUUUGCGAAACCAACUUGACGAAGACGACAGUUGGAGACAAACAGAUUGUCACUGCUGUGUCUGCUGGCUUCAUGGGCAUCACGGCUGAGCCCGUUCCAGGGACUGACCACAAUAGCGUCUGUCGAUUCGAAACCAAAUUUGACAAAGGCUAUGCCAAGGUCCUUGACACCAUCAAAGAACUUAGGAACGAAUUGCUGGAGCAAAGUGCUGAAGUUGUCGAGCGCCCUUCAAAUGUUUAUAUGCCUGGUCAUAUACCUAUCUCAGCACCGUCAUUUCCUCCCCAAAACAAGCUGUUCUUUUAUAACGAGAUAUCUCGACAACCAUCAGCAGGGUUUGUAGGGAGGAACGCCCUCCUAAAUGAGAUCAGACGUCAUUUAGAAGACAACUACAAGGCCAGCAAGAUUGCGCUAACUGGAAUGGCGGGAGCAGGGAAAACAGAAGUGCUACUUCAGCUAGCAGAUGAGUACAGCUCUUCUCACAGUGUGUUCAUACUGCCCUCAUCUGGAGACCAAGACCUCCGAGGUGCAGUGCAAGAUGUUGCCAUCAUGAUUGGUCACGACCUAAUGGAUGGAAACACACGCCAAGGCCUUCAGCUGCAACAUUGGAACAGCUUCAGCCCUGAAAUAAUUGAGCGGAUGUUCAUGACAUGGGUUGAUAGGGGAGCUCGAUUCCAUCCCUGCAUCGUUGUGCUCGAUGAUCUCCACGGCCUCCACGAAGAACAGCAUAGGUCCAACAUUGCCUUCAAGAACACGACAGUGCUCACUUCAGCAAGAGAUCCCAUUGAAGCGAAGAAGAUGGGCUUUUUGGUCAAACCAGUAUCUUCUCUAGACUUGGACGACAUGUUGUCGCUGUUUAAACGCAGGGCCAACGAGGCCGGUCUGUCUUCGGUAUCCCAUACUCAGCACGAUGAGCAGCUGAAACUGCUUGCCUACAACCUAGACUGCCAUGCCUUUGGAGUCUGCGCUGCCUCGACAGCUCUAUAUUUCCUGGGACUCGAGAAACCUUUGCUACCAGAUGAACACCUUUUGCAGCAUCUUAUUGACACUCUACAAAGAUCGGGGUCGGAGGUUUACGAACGCUUGCUCAGCGUAGAGCUGCCGGAACACGGAAGUCGCUCUAUAGUGAAGCUGUACGAGAGCUCGCUGGAGCGCCUGAGAGACUGCUCUGCAUCGCAAGCGCCAGACUUGAUGGACUUGCUAGAACUCAUGGCUUUCUUACAGCCAGCUCCUUUUUUCACGAAUAUGCGUCAAAAGAUUGAUAUUUUCGACUUCCUUUCUAAAGUCGAUGGUCAUCUUGAUGAUAUCACAAGGUCUCAUCCGGAACUCCGUCUAAGCAAUGUGUUCCGGAGGCAGUCAGGGGAAAUACUCCACGCAUUUGAAAAGGCAUCUUUGGGGAUCCGAGUCGGCCGACCCAUUCUGAUACCGGCUCUUUGGCGGACAUGUGUAUUACAAACCUGCACAGAUGAGAGGAGAGAAUUUUGGCUCCGACAAAUACUCCUUGUGUGUUUUCACAUCGGCCGAGCGAGGAAUGUCGGAGAAUGCGAAUCACUGGCUCCAUACACAGAAAACUGCCUUCGAAUAGCCAACCGAUUCAAUAUCUACCACGCAAGACUACUUCUGGCCGGUCAGGAACAACUGUCCUGGAUCAAACAAACUAUACAGAGACCUAAGGAAGUGAAUUCUCAGGAAUUGGAUAACUCAAGCCCAGUCACAACAACGCUGCUUCAGUGAAAGGGCAUCGGGAGAAAUGAAUCCUUGUUUUGACUUGCAGAAUGACGGGGCUGGCCAAAUAACAGGCAGCCAUUCUCGAUGACAAUUCUUGCUAGAAUAAUA